Messenger RNA from Alternaria rosae, 1309 nucleotides. RefSeq lists its product as uncharacterized. The transcript is spliced from 3 exons. NCBI's taxonomy places the organism in Eukaryota, Fungi, Ascomycota, Dothideomycetes, Pleosporales, Pleosporaceae. Gene Ontology annotation, molecular function: serine-type endopeptidase activity. The coding region runs from base 291 to 1130 and encodes 279 amino acids. The record is from RefSeq and is a predicted model, not a curated record.
AUAUCGCAUUCUGGAAAACAUCCAUGUCUGUCAGCAAAGAAGAAGUACGCCCGAAAUGCGAAUUACCCAUAGUCGGGCCAUUCCGCCCUCCACCCCUCGCGUGCCAAUGGCAACUGUGGCACCUCCGCCCUUGGCUCCGCACCUUGCACAUGCGCCCUCGAUCGUCAUCGCUCCCAAUCUGUCCCCAACCCUCACUCUUCGACCUAUCGAACCCGCCCAACCACUCUCCAAACUAAUUGCGCUAUGCGCAUUACCCUCCUUCCUUGCGACGCCCUCCUCUCUACAACGCGAUGAUCUCCUCGGGCUUCACCAACGCGCCCGUAACGCAAUUCCUCGUCUUCGGCACCGUCAUUGGCGCGCUGCUCGCCACGAUUACGGAUUCGAGAUUCUAUCUGCAUAUCCAGGUCGUGCCGCAUUUGUGGCAGUAUGGGCAAUUUUGGAGGGUUGGGGUUUGGACGCUGAGUUUCACGAACUCAACAGAAGUACUCUUCGCCGUCUUGACAUUCUACCAACUCCGUGUUGUGGAAAGAAUUUGGGGGAGUAGGAAGUUCGCUUCCUUCCUCCUCUCCACCCUCCCCUACACAACCCUUCUCCCGCCUCUCCUCCUCACUCUCGUCCUCCGCCCCCUUACCUUCGGCCGCAUGAACCACCUCCCCGCAGGACCCACGCCCAUCCUCUUCGCCCUCCUCGCAAACUACUACGCCGCAAUCCCGUCCACCUACCGCUAUAAAAUCUCUCCCUGGGCCGCCGACCCCCCAUCGUCACAGUCCUUCUACACUCGCUCCAUAACCCUAACUUCGAAAUCGCUAUCCUACCUCCCCCCAUUACAACUCGCGCUGUCACAAUUCCCUGGCUCGCUCUUGGCGGCGGCGGUGGGUUGGGGGGUUGGCACGGCGUAUAGGCGCGACGUGCUGCCGGGCGCGGCGAGGUGGAGGGUGCCUGGGUGGGUAGUGGGAGAGGAGAAGAAGGAUGGGUUUGAGGGGUUGAGGGCGAGGCUGGAUGCUGAGAGGGAGAGGGAGGGGGGUGGAGCGGGGUUGGCGACGGGGAUCCUAGCGGAAGGGACGGGGGAGGCGAGGCAGAGGAGGACGUUGGGGGAUGUGGUUGCUGAGCAGUUUAGGGGGAGGGGGUAGGAUCGAGAAGGGAUGAAGGGGAGAUGCAAUGUUUGGCUUGAAGUUCUGUGUCUUGGACAUGUGGGAUCACGAUAUGUUUUGUCUGUCAUGUCAAGAGACUUCAAAUACCAAGGAUAGGUGAUGAUAUUAUAUAAGGUGAUGUCGAUACCUCGACUAGUGAUACAGUUUCCUUCUCUUCU